AUGAGUGAGAACGUUCCAUUAACGAGUACGACUUCCGAGACCGAAGGCUCGUACGCCCCUCCCCUUCUCUUCCAACACGCGCAGCCCGCGGAACCAGCGGAAAACGUUUCCGCGCACGCAGAGCAAUGGGAAAGUGAUGACGGCGACGUGAAGGUCACCGUUACUGAGCAUCUCGUGUCGCACGCCGUCGAUUUCCCUUCGUUGAAGGCCGAGCCGCAGGAAGAGCAGGCUGAAGCUCACAAAGCCGCGGCACGAUUUCCUCAGAAGAGCUUCGACCAUCCGACGGCUGGCGGCUGGAACGAUUUCGACAAAUCCUCUGCCAUUUUUAAUUUCAGCGACCGCCCCGUGCGCGACGCGGGAUGGCGGUUCGUCUUCGCCGCGCCGCUAGUCUUCCUACUCGUUGCGGCCCUCCGCGCCCUCGUCUAUGCGCCCUUCGACCCCUCAAGCUUCAUCCUAAUUUCUCCCUCCCUCUAUCCGGUUGCGUUGAUUCUCCUCUUCGCCGUCAGCCUUCCCCUCCCCAUGUUGAUCGUCUCGUCUCUCCGCAAAAUCCCCGCUCGCGUCUUGAGCGCGCUGAUAGUCCUCGCCGCUGUGAUUUGCGCUCUGCAAAGCGCCACAUCCGCCGUGCAUUACUACACGACGCCCGCGCUCGUGCCGCCAAAUGCGGCGGACGUAGCCCCAGUGGAAUACGCGCCAGUCCGCGAUCCAUCGGCGAGUGACUUUUCCGUGAACACGGACUUUGCGGAAAGCGCGGAUGGGGAGAGCGGAAAGACGAACGAGCAAAUGGCGGAAGAAGAAGAAGCCAUGGUAGAAGCGGCGAUUGAAGCCUCAGAAAGGGGAACGGAAGGGGGUACGGAAGGGGGAAUGGAAGGGGGAACGGAGGGGGGAAUGGAAGGGGGAACGGAGGGCGCCAUGGGGGAUUACAUGGAGGGGCAGGAGGUCCCAUCUGAAGCGGCGGUGAGCAUCGCUGAUGACGCGGCAGCGGAGAUGGCAGCAGCAGCAGCGGUAGCGGAGACUGAGAGCAGCAGCAGCGCACCUACCAGCAGCAGCAGCGCGCCUAGCGGCAGCAGCAGCCCUACGGCCACCAGUGACCUUGGCAGGGGCCUAUUCGAGCUCGCACUACCCGCCAUCGCACACCCCGUGGUAACCGUAACCGCACAGCAUGCCGCCCACUUGACGCGCGCCGUCCACUCCGCCGCCCGCCGGCAUCUCCAAAGCCACGCGUCAGACGCGGGGAAGAGAGCGCGUGGGCGGUCCUUGCAAGGCGAGAAUCGGCUGGACGUGGCGAUGGUUUCUGCAAUUCUCAUAGCCCGUCCUCUCUACUUCAUUGCAUUCGUCGUCUUGGGGCUGUUCAGCGUCGUCGCCAUGCUCCUUGUGCUGAGCUGCAACCACCACCUUCCUCUCGCCGCCUCUGCUGUUGCGCACGCUGCUCAAACGGCCAUCGCCCAAGCCCCAGUCAUCUUCUUUAUGCCGCUUCCCGUUAUCCUUGCAGUUUCGUUCCUUUGCCUUCCUUUGAUGAAUAGCCUUCCGGGCGAUACUAGUCUCAUCCUCUUCGUCCUCCUGCUACCCACCUCUUUCUUCGUUGCUCAAGUGCUCUCGGCUCUCCUCAUCUACUCCACAGCAGCUGUUUUUGCCCGGCUGUAUGUCACAACCAGCGGCAGCAGCAGCAGGAGUAGCAGCGAGGGCGGGAAGGUGGGUGAAGGAGAGGAGGGCGUGACAUUGAGAGGACAACUAGAGCUCUUCUCUUCAGCCUUCUCCCUGGCUUGCACCUCUUCCCUGGGUACCUGCUGUGCCAUUGCCAUCACCUCCUGUGCCACCACCAUUCUCCAAGUCCUCCUCUCCGCCAUCUUCCUCGCUCUCUUCGGCGAAAGCAUCCUGGGCUGCCUUCUGCUGGCGCUGCUUCACUGCACACAGAUUGUCAUCCGGUUCUUCCUCAACUGCCUCGUCCUCCCCACCAGUGCCAUGAGCGGCCAUGGCUUCACUCGCUCUCUGCGCCUCUCUCUUGACAUCCUGCAGCGCUUCCUGGCGCCCAUUGUCACGGCCAAUGCUGCUGGACUGGCCCUGCUUACCAUGCUGGUGGUUCCCAUUGUCAUCAUUUACAACAUUAUCGGGCUAAUUGGGGUCUAUGCUUAUGAGGCGUUGUUCCCCCUGGGAGAUAGUCCUAUGCAGCUAGGGGCUCUAGCUCUCCUCUUGGAAGCGUUAUUGAUUGUUUUUGUGGUUUGUCUUCUAUCCGUUGUAGCACUCUCCUCCGUCCUCACCACAGGGGUCGCCACUACAGUGCUGUGUUUCGCCUGGGAUAAGAAGCUUGAGCCAGAGGAGGGCUCUGAUGCUGCUGGCUUGGUUGGUGAUGAAUCCAUAUCCUCUGCAGAUGUCAAGGAUACUAGUCCGGUGUAG
Closterium sp. Yama58-4 is the source of this 2391-nucleotide messenger RNA. The record is from the annotation of a GenBank genome assembly. NCBI's taxonomy places the organism in Eukaryota, Viridiplantae, Streptophyta, Zygnematophyceae, Desmidiales, Closteriaceae.